This is a messenger RNA of Caenorhabditis remanei, 1275 nucleotides long. RefSeq lists its product as uncharacterized. The transcript has 9 exons. Lineage: Eukaryota; Metazoa; Nematoda; Chromadorea; Rhabditida; Rhabditidae. Gene Ontology annotation, molecular function: receptor ligand activity; epidermal growth factor receptor binding. The coding region runs from base 1 to 1275 and encodes 424 amino acids. Gene Ontology annotation, biological process: epidermal growth factor receptor signaling pathway. The record is from RefSeq and is a predicted model, not a curated record.
AUGAGUAUUCACUCUAUCCCAGAAAGGCUCCUCAUUGCAUUCGAAUCAUGCCUCCCUUCGUGGUUUCGACAAGAACGUAGUGCUCCCGAAAAGUUUCAGUCCUCGGAAAAUGCUGAAACAAGCGGCUCUCCUCCAACUGACAGCUCACGGAAUGAUUUAGAAACGAAUGAAAUAGGAGAUGCUCCAUCAACUACUUCUGACGUUGAAACAACCACUGAAGUAACUUCUGUGACAUCCAAUCAGAAAGAAUUAGAAGAAGAAAAGAAAUUACAAGAAGUUGUCAAAGAAUUGACGGAUAAAGAAGCAGAGUAUGAGGAUGAAUAUGAAGAAGAACAAGAGGAAGAAGACGCAGAAGAAGCAUUAAAAUACAACGAAGACGCUACUCGAGAUGCCACAUCAACACUCAAACCAUCAGUUCGAAAAGAGAUUGAAAAGUUGAAAGAAGCAAAAUGCAAAGAUUACUGUCAUCACAACGCGACGUGCCACGUGGAAGUGAUAUUCCGUGAUGAUCGAAUUUCAGCAGUGGUUCCUUCUUGCCAUUGUCCACACGGUUGGGAAGGUACUCGCUGUGAUCGUCACUACGUACAGGCGUUUUACGCCCCGAUCAACGGCAGAUAUAAUCAGUCUUCAACAUCAGCUAUUCCUGCAUUCGCAUUUCUUAUCGUCAUGCUCAUUAUGUUCAUCGCAAUUGUUAUCUACGCUUACAGAAGAAUGUCAAAGCGUACAGAUGAUAUGACGUAUACAAUGAGUCAUAUGUGUCCACCUGACGCUUUCAAUGUCUUGAAAACUCCAAAUGGGCAGCAUAUUCCUGUGCACCAAAUGACAUCUUGCCCUCAUUCUGCCGGACAAUCUACAGUAAUCCCUUCAACUCCACAUCCAUCGUCAGCUCCUGGAUCAAGAGUACCAAUGAGACAACAAGCGGUGCGGAAUGUCGAUCAAGCCAGAAACAACUUUUUCAGUAUUCUUCGAAGUCAGGGUACUAUUCCGUCCAGGAGCAUAAAUGACGACGAUACGCCGAAGCACUAUAAGUCAGUGCCGCGUGUCGAAGUUUCAGCAAUCAAUUAUUCCGGGCAUAUUGACUUUUCCACCAUAUCUUUUCAAUCGACAGAUUCAGAAGUUUCAAAAGCAUCUAAAACGUGCCCACCGCCUACACACUGUGUGAUUAAUAUUGAACAAGAAUCCGUGGAAAUGAAUUUCCGAUCACCAUCCCGAAGUUCGGGAGAACCAGGAUCUCCCGCAACUUGCGAACCGAUGAUCCCUCAUAUGCAUCUAUAA